Messenger RNA from Rangifer tarandus platyrhynchus (Svalbard reindeer), 390 nucleotides. NCBI's taxonomy places the organism in Eukaryota, Metazoa, Chordata, Mammalia, Artiodactyla, Cervidae. The record is from the annotation of a GenBank genome assembly.
AUGCCCUCAGAGGCUGUGAGCGUGGACGCGUCUCCAAGGACAGAUGACCUCCUUCUCUGUUCCACACCUCCAGGUUUCCUGGACUCUGAGAGUCUCCGGUGGUCCCUGCCCGCCUCGGGUUUAUUUAUUGACUGCCGACUGUCUUUUCCCCCUGUCCUCGAGAGAGGAGUGGGAGGUGAGAAGCUCGCCCCCUCAGUGAGCCAGCUUUUCGGGGGUAACUGGCACACUCCCACUCCCCCUCUCCCUCAGCCAAGCUGCCUUAACUCGCCCCUCCGGGCCUCCACAGACUGGGCCCCGGGCGGGCCGCACGGCGGACGGCCGGGGCUGAGCCACUCGCGUUGUGUACAGAGUCCUCGGGCCUCCUGGGACGUGCCUCCUCCUACUGUGUAG